Cladophialophora carrionii CBS 160.54 is the source of this 3693-nucleotide messenger RNA. RefSeq lists its product as uncharacterized. The transcript has a single exon. Bases 1 to 3693 code for a protein of 1230 amino acids. NCBI's taxonomy places the organism in Eukaryota, Fungi, Ascomycota, Eurotiomycetes, Chaetothyriales, Herpotrichiellaceae. Gene Ontology annotation, molecular function: methyltransferase activity. The record is from RefSeq and is a predicted model, not a curated record.
AUGCCCAAAUUUCAGGAACCGGAUGACGAACCACCAAGCGUUCACGAAUAUACCGAAGCCAGCGCAAGCCUGAACACCUCUUCCGAAGGCGAGACAGACCCAGAAGAGUUAGGUAGCUUGGCCGCGAAGGGUGGUGUAGUCCUGUCUGCGCCUCGCAGGGCUGCUUUGAGGAAUGCCAGAGGGAAUCUAUCAAGAAGUUUACCCCGUUCUCGAGACUGUCAUCACGAGGAGCAAGAGACUACACUCAAAAGAGCACUCAGGGAUUUAGAGUCGGCAGAAGAGGUGCGACGGUCCUACCCGCCCCGGUUUUCCACCAUCGGCCCUUCUGAAGUCGCACCUUCCUACAGUCCAGAGUCGCAGAUCUCGAGCGACUUUAUCGAUCUCGAUCGCGGCCAGACAAAUGAGGACAACGAAGAUGACUUUGGUCUCAAAGACAGUGCCUUCUUCUUCGAGUUUGAAUUGGAAGAUUUUUGCGUCUACCAGUCGUCUACGACGUGUUCUGGCGCUAAAGAACGCGAUGGCCUAGAAGGUCGCUACGAGUCUCUGCAUAUCGUCACGUCGUGUCGAGAUGAUACCGACUGGUUCAUCGACGGGACCAUAAAAAGUGCAGAGAAUCGAAGGUCCUUUAUCCGAGGCGCAAUCGUGGAUGUCAGUAUUGGCGCCUUGGAGGAUCAAACACAACACUCUGCCGCUGAGUUUAUUUGGGUCCUGACCACAGAAGGCCAAAAAAGACACUAUUGGUAUAAGUUACGGACACCGUCGAAAGCCUACGAACGGUACUGGUCGAGCUAUCUCUGGUUGGCCGACUUCACAAAAUACUUUAUCGACUUCCUCCAUGUUAACCUGGCUACUGGUGUGUCAGUCUGCCUUAGGGCAUUCGAAUCGAGCUUCUGGACAUGGGUAAAAGAGGUACAUGGGUCCAAGGUUUCGGACUGGCAUAGACAGUGCGGAGAACGGAAGGACUUUCGCCAGUAUGUCCUGUACUAUGCACAGUUCCUGCGCGAACGCGUGUGUCACCUGCAAGAGAAAGGUGAUGGUGAUAACCCAAGACUGUCGCACCCAGUCUGGGACGAAAUCGCUGCAGGCGAAAUCUCGUAUGAUCGGGAAACCAUUUCGUCGAGGGAGAAAACAGUCGUUACCCGCCACGUCGCAUCCUCGUUCCUCAAACCUUUUCCAGGCUGGCGGGAUCAACAUCGGCUGUUGAACGUGGUCGAGAAGUGUGCUGAGGUCGAAGCCUAUGCCGAUGACAAGAGGCGGAAGUGGAAUUUCCCCAACAAGCUUGGAUUCUCCCAGAGGGAUAAUUUCAAGGGCACAGGUCGGCACAAAAUCUCUAUUGCUGCUGGCCUACUUGAAGAAGCAGCCAUCGAAAAUAGCCCUGUUCACGUUCGCGACCCCAGUCUACUUCUCAGAGCUGUCGUUAUUAUUCGAGACCCCCUUACUGAUUGGGACGAGUACAACUUCCGGUAUGCGUGGGUCAGAGCAGUUUCGAAUACGACUCUCUCCGUGGUGUGGCUUGUCCUACCCACAGACACCUUAUGCGGUAAUUCAGAGGACAAGACCUUUUACCCGAUUGGCAACGAACUAUUCUUCAGCGAUGACUGUAACUGCAAACCUAUAUCGGUGAGAAACGUUAUCAAGAUUGUCAAGGCUACACCGUUCAGUGAUCAUGCUCAGGAAGGAUCCCAGCUAUUCAUUCACAGUCUGUAUCGACAAAAUGGAGGAAUUCAUGUCAAGGCUAUCGAGUCGGAGCUGUCUUGCCAUUGUCAGAAGACCCGAGGAGCGAGUGCAAGACGGACCAAAAAGCUAGCUCGCGAACAUCCGGCUGACCCAUCUACAGCCCAUAAGAUGAAGGUGUGCGCUUUGUGUAGCGGAGCUGGUCUUCUCGAUCAUGCAUUUUGCAACGCCGGUCUUGCUGAGACAGUCCUAGCUGUCGAACAUAACGAGAUGGCAGCCCGGAGCCAUAUGGCCAAUAAUCGAUCAGAUCAGUGUGAGUAUCUCAUUGACUCUGUCAACCCAGUACUACAAGAUUAUAUGACCGGGACGAAGCCAUUGCCUUCUCAAAUCCAUUGUAUCAUCGCGGGCUGCCCGUGCCAGGGUUUCAGUGUGCUGAACCACCACAAAGGGGCUAGUAACUAUCAGAGUCAGAAAAACUGUUCUAUCCUCGCGAAUAUGCUGUCAUGGAUUGAGGUAUUCAUGCCGGCAUAUGUUCUGAUUGAGAACGUCGGCAAUAUGGACCGGUUACGGCCGAACUCCUGCCGUCAAGCAAUCUGUCAUCUUGUGGCUCUCGGCUAUCAAGUGCGGAAAUCGUUUCGAGUUGACUGCGAGGUCGGUGGAGUGUCUACGCGCGAGAGGCUCUUCAUAGUUGCCGCAGCACCUGGCGCCACUCUCCCGAACGAAAUCCCUAUUACCCACCACCGGCGAGACCGUCCUGGUAGCGAGUACAAACCUCGCAGCGCCUGGAGCGCGAUCUGCGAUCUCAAGCCCAUCGAUAAUGAUACUGUCCUGAACCAUGAGGACCCGGAUCACAUCCCACUAAAGCGGUUGAAAAUCAACUGGGACAAGGAUGUCAGCUUUCGCAACCUCGUGCCGAAAAUUGACACUUCUCUCAGCGAGGCGUAUUACAGCAGCAAGCUUUCGAGAACAGAGAACAGGUUCUUCCGCGGUCUUAACCCGACCCAGAGAGAGCGGUCGUCCAAGGUCCUGAUGCGGAUUAAGAAAGACGAACCCUUCCGGACGAUUACGACUGGGAUUAACCCCUUUGAGGCUCGAACUGGUGGAGAGGUCGUGCACCCGUCUCAGGACCGCCUGAUCUCGCUACGCGAGACUUGUCGCGCGAUGGGCGUGCCGGACGGAUUCCUUCUCGCGGGGACGAUCGUCCAGAAGCACAAGCAAUUAGGCAACGGCGUGCCCGGGGCUUUGGCCCACGGUUGGGGUGUCGAAUUCGGCAAGGCAUGGCUGGAGACCUUGCAGCAAGGUGCUGGAGGAGAUGAAUCAGGAGCAGAUAAAGCACCAUUUUCCUCUGUCAAAGCGGCCCAGGACACGUGCUAUCCCGAAAAUAUCUCGACGCCCGCAAGCACCAGUACUACGACCAGAGACGGUGCGUUGGAGCAGACAACACGAUCCACGUUUAACUUGGCCUACAGCACAGUCGACACGGUGGCUCGAACUAGGCGAGCACGGCGCGUUAUCGAAGAUAGUGAGAAUGAGGAAGAAGAGCAGGGAGGCUCUCAGCACAUGUCAAGGGUGGACAUCACGAGUCGUUCCUCGCUAAUCACGACCACAGAGAGACCUAGGCUGGGUAGGUCCAGACAAGGCCAGCCUUUCAAGCCGAAUGAGACGAUUGUGAUCUCCAGCGACGAAGAAGAAUAUUGGAGCGCGUUGGACGAUUCGAAGACUUCGCUGUCGCCUCUUCCGCGCAAACAUUGUGUCAAAUCGCCGACGAAACUGCCUUUCGAGCGAACCCCUCGUGAUCAAGAGCCGGGUACGAAACCAGCACGAGCUGCACAACCAUGUCCAGUCCCAGUCCCAGUACCAGAUCCAGCAAGAUCAUCACGCACACAACGUACUUCUGAGUUUAGGAAGAAACGGGAGGCUCCUAUGGGACCUGGCGACGAGAACGACGGCCGAGAGAACUGUGACGACAGCGACCACGUCUACCUGGAAACAAGCCAGGCGAAGAAGGCGAGGGUCUGA